GGCUCGGGCUGGCGGAGCGCGGGCGAGUGUGAGCGCGCGGGUGCGCACCCCGCGGGAGCCGCUGCCCUCUCGCCCGCCUCGCACCUCGCUCAGGGCAUCUGCGGAACCUGGAGACGGGACAGGCUUAAAGUAUGGCAUGUGGCUGCAGAGAUGAUUUCUGCCAAGCAGGUGCCCACGAUCGUCGCGUGCUGCGGGCUCAGUUUCGCCCUCCUGCACUUCUUGUGCCAGGCGGCUUGCUUAAACGAUUCCCCGGGGCAGAACCCAGAGGAGGAGAAAUUAUGUCCGGAAAAUUUUACCCGCAUCUUGGACAGUUUACUCGAUGGUUAUGACAACAGGCUGCGUCCUGGAUUUGGGGGUCCUGUAACAGAAGUGAAAACUGACAUAUAUGUCACCAGCUUUGGACCUGUUUCAGAUGUUGAAAUGGAAUAUACAAUGGAUGUAUUCUUCAGACAAACAUGGAUUGAUAAGAGGCUAAAAUAUGAUGGCCCAAUUGAAAUAUUGAGGUUAAACAAUAUGAUGGUUACAAAAGUAUGGACUCCAGAUACUUUUUUCAGGAAUGGAAAGAAAUCCGUUUCACAUAAUAUGACAGCUCCAAAUAAGCUUUUUCGAAUUAUGAGAAAUGGUACCAUUUUGUACACAAUGAGACUCACUAUAAGUGCGGAAUGUCCCAUGAGACUGGUGGAUUUCCCCAUGGAUGGACAUGCAUGCCCUUUGAAAUUUGGGAGUUAUGCUUAUCCAAAGAGUGAGAUGAUUUAUACUUGGACAAAAGGACCUGAGAAAUCAGUAGAAGUUCCAAAGGAGUCUUCCAGCUUAGUCCAAUAUGACUUGAUUGGGCAAACUGUAUCAAGUGAAACUAUUAAAUCCAUUACUGGAGAAUAUGUUGUUAUGACAGUUUACUUCCACCUCAGACGAAAGAUGGGCUAUUUCAUGAUUCAAACAUAUAUCCCGUGUAUUAUGACAGUGAUACUUUCUCAAGUUUCAUUCUGGAUAAAUAAGGAAUCAGUUCCUGCUAGAACUGUGUUUGGGAUUACUACCGUCCUCACCAUGACCACACUAAGCAUCAGUGCACGACAUUCUUUGCCCAAAGUGUCCUAUGCCACUGCCAUGGACUGGUUCAUAGCUGUCUGCUUUGCUUUUGUAUUUUCGGCCCUUAUUGAGUUUGCUGCUGUCAACUAUUUCACCAAUAUUCAAAUGCAAAGAGCUAAAAGGAAGACAUCAAAACCCAUCCAGGAAAUUUCAGAAGCGCCAGUGACUAAAGAAAAGCAUCCUGAAGCAACACUGCAGAAUACUACUGCCAACAUAAACAUGAGAAAAAGGACAAAUGCCUUGGUUCACUCCGAAUCUGAGGUUGGCAACAGAACUGAAGGAGAAGACCAUUCCAGCAAACCUUCUACACUUGUCCAAGGAUCUUCCGGAGUCACACAGCAGUCUUCCUUAGCUUCCAGUCCAAACCCAUUCAGCCGUGCAAAUGCAGAUGAAACUAUAUCUGCCGCAAGAGUACUUCCAUCUGCUCCUCCUUCUUCUCCUAGUAGAACUGGGUAUAUGUCCCAACAAGCUUCUUCUACACACCAUGUAUUUGGAUCAAAACUGGAGCGAAUUAAGACCACAGUUAAUACCAUAGGGCCUUCUGGGAAGUUAUCUGCAAAUACCACUCCUGCUGCUCCACCACCUUCAGGAUCUGGCACAAGUAAAAUAGACAAAUAUGCCCGUAUUCUGUUUCCAGUAACAUUUGGAGCAUUCAACAUGGUUUACUGGGUUGUUUAUUUAUCUAAGGACACCAUGGAGAAAUCAGAAAGUCUUAUGUAAUCUUGCUGCUGUAGCACUUUCCUAAUAGAUGAACUUAAUGCAGAAUGUCUUUUUAAAUGUUUUUAAAGAUAUGCAAUUAUUCUUAACUAAUAUAAAAGUUCUAUAGCUUUUUUCCAUUUUGAAAAAUUCGGGAUGCUUACUGGGAAAGUUAAUUAAUUGCUCAGUGAAAAGAAUGUGAACCAUUAUUCAUUUCAGAAAGAUGAUUUAAAUAGACUCAAUUCAGCAUUCAAGUGAGAUAGAAUACAGACCAUCCUGAAAAGUUGAGGCAAGAGAUGUAGAGCUAUUACAUAUACAUGGAGCAUAUUUAUGCACUGAAAUUUGAAAAUAGUCUAUAGCAUUUCAAUAUACCCCAAGAAUCCUAAAUUUCCCAGUGGCACUGACCUUAAUCAGAAUUAUUUAUUGGAUAUCAUAAAUUGUGACCUUUGGAAAGCCUCUUAGUACAUACAGGAAAUAUAAAAAUGAAAGAUUUUUAAAAGAUAAAAUGGGACAAAGCUAAUACUUAUCAACAUAAACUAAUUCUGUGUCAAACAUAAAUAUAGAUACUAAGAAAAAAUGUCCCUGUUACAUGAUUGCCAGAUAUGAUUGAACAGUUAGUUGACUUAAAAUGUGUCCUCUUAGCCAAAGUUUGAAGAAUAUGAAUUAUUUCUGAUGGUAGUUCAUCCAGUUAUAUAUUUUUCCGUGUAUAUUUAUCCAUAGUUUGUUUCAGACACUAUGGUAGAUACUGUCUUCUAGGAAAGUUUUCACCUAUAUCACAAUAGUACAUAAAGUGUAGAGCAGUGUGAGCCAUAGACUAGCUGGGGAUACUGGAUUCUUUAUGAAGGAAAUUUAUUUUGGAUCUGACAAUACAUUCAAAGUAUUUGUUAUUCCUAUAUUGAUAUAGUAUGUUGUGAACAAGGUAUCAUUCACAAAUAACUUGAGAUAAGAACCUCUGAGUACAACUUCAGUAAUUGACUCUUAAAAUAUAAAGAAACUGGAAUACAGAUUGUUCCGUAAAUGAAACAUGUGGGGUAUCUGAAAGUAGAAAUCUGGGCACUGCAAGACUGGUCGAUAUGCUAUAUCAAAUGUGAUUAAAAUCACAAAACAAUUUAAUUAGAAUCAAAGAAUCAUUAGACUUAGGAACUCAAUACAAUACUGCUUAGAUGCUUUUCUAGCAUAAAUCUUUAUUAGUUGCUGAAAACUAACCUUUGGGAGAGUGUCUGUGUCCAUAGUUGUGUAUUUUUCUGGGCAGGUCUGUUUAAUUUUGACGAGCUUGUGUAAAGCUUCAUAACUGAGGUGAGUAUUUUAAAAUGAAAAAAGCAGCAAAACAAUGGAGAAAAUAAAACAGCCAAGGGAUAGGAUACUGCUGUCUGUUAUGCAAUUUGUCAGGAUUUUUAUGUACUGACUUUCUUUUUUUCAUUAGGUAGACUUAACAACUUAAUUGAAUUUCUUGCAGGUGUCUUACACGAUUAAAUCUUAGUCUGUUUUUGUGCUGCUGUGUUGAUUCCAGAUUUUCCUUUACGAAUUACUUCCUGAACUAGGUUGUGUAAAUGAAGUGUUUAAAAUGUUUGGGGGGGUGUUUUGAUUAAAAAAAUGACCACAUUGCAAACAGAUGUCUUUAUUUUUUAAAAAAGAAAUGAUUCUAAAUUGGCAUUGUGUUUUUCAGUUGCUGUAUUGCUUUGUGAUGGUAGCAUACAAGACCUAUAAAAUGUGAAAAUGCCAUGUAUUGACUGUGAGUCAUAUCUUGGAAUUAUUUUCUUUGCUGUCUAAAUAUUUUCUAGACUCAUCAAUAAGGCUGAAAGAUGAAUGAGAAGUCGUCCAGUCCAAACCUCAUUUACAAUUUAAGGCCAGUAAUAGGCCAAAUAAAAUUUGUAUAUAUGUAUAUAUUUAAUAAAGAGUAAUUAUAAAAUUAUAAUAAAUUAUUUCAUGAA
Suncus etruscus (white-toothed pygmy shrew) is the source of this 3713-nucleotide messenger RNA. RefSeq names its product gamma-aminobutyric acid type A receptor subunit alpha4 (gene GABRA4). The coding region runs from base 151 to 1806 and encodes 551 amino acids. Gene Ontology annotation, cellular component: dendrite membrane; synapse; postsynapse. NCBI's taxonomy places the organism in Eukaryota, Metazoa, Chordata, Mammalia, Eulipotyphla, Soricidae. Gene Ontology annotation, biological process: chloride transport; signal transduction; regulation of postsynaptic membrane potential. The transcript is spliced from 9 exons. Gene Ontology annotation, molecular function: inhibitory extracellular ligand-gated monoatomic ion channel activity; transmitter-gated monoatomic ion channel activity involved in regulation of postsynaptic membrane potential; GABA-A receptor activity. The record is from RefSeq and is a predicted model, not a curated record.